Euleptes europaea (tarantolino) is the source of this 3511-nucleotide messenger RNA. RefSeq names its product interphotoreceptor matrix proteoglycan 1 (gene IMPG1). Lineage: Eukaryota; Metazoa; Chordata; Lepidosauria; Squamata; Sphaerodactylidae. The transcript is spliced from 17 exons. Gene Ontology annotation, biological process: visual perception. The coding region runs from base 544 to 3447 and encodes 967 amino acids. The record is from RefSeq and is a predicted model, not a curated record.
GCACACUCAUCUGCUGCUGUCCUUUGGCAAUCCUUUUCUACGUGACACAGGCCACAUGACUGAAUGUCCGAAUGGUCCAGUGUUCACAGGUAAUGGCCACUAAAAGAAGGCUUCCUUUGUCUAUCAUGGUGUUACUGAAAGUCUUCUGGGGCUGACAGAUGCCACUCCAGAAGGUUAAUAAGAUGAAGGCAGCUCUUCCAGCUGGACCAUAAGAGGGAUUAUGUCUGAGCAGCAGAUAAACAGCUUAUUCCAGAAACAGACACUGCUUUUUUGUUGUUGUUUAAACUUCGUCACUCUUCUCAGAAUUCUCGCUCCAGUCCUACUUUCGUUCUCUUGAGGUUAGAGGUGUAGGCUUCACAGUUUGUUCAGCAUCUGUAUUGUGUAAAUAUUGCUACCCAUUGGAACAUUCUAAGUAAUUCAAUUUUGGGACAUAUCUUUCAAAGCUAGCCAGAAGUUUGGGGAUUUUGCUCCCUUAAAAUAGAAUCUCUUUAUUCGGUCCAGCCUAGCUUGUCUUUUCUGCAUGACUACUCUUGACAAUUGUGAAUGAUAAAAAGCGGCAUGAAUUUGAAAACUGGAUUAAUAUUCCUUAUCAUUUGCCUUGCACUCCAAGUUCAAGGAAGCAAAGAAAUCCCUACUAAAAUUAAUCGUGGUGAAUCCAAACAUCUUGCAGAUGCUACUGGGUCAGAGAAGUCAGAAAGGACGACAAAGAGGUCUAGAGUCUCAACCAUUCGAAGGAUAUUUGAUAUGGCUAAACACCGAACAAAGAGAUCUUCUUUUUUGUCAACUGGUGUGAAGGUUUGUCCUCAAGAAUCAGUGAAGCAAAUUUUAGCUAGCCACCAAGCUUAUUAUAGGCUAAGAGUUUGCCAGGAAGCUGUAUGGGAAGCCUUCCGGAUCUUUUUGGACCGAAUUCCAGAUGCAACUGAGUAUCAGAACUGGGUUGCUGCCUGCCAACGAGAAACUUUCUGCAUAUUCGAUAUUGGGAAAAAUUUCAGUAAUUCUCAGGAACAUCUGGAGAUUAUUCAACGGCGAGUAAAACAUAGAACCUUCCAGGACAGGAAAGAAGAAAUUUCAACAGAGAAAACCAGUAGCAAAAAGUUUGAAGAAUUUCCUUCUUUUACACCAGCUGCACCUACUGGCAUCUUAGGCAAAGAGAUUGUCAAUGACACCAAGGCUCCUGUGAAGGAACUAAAGCCAGAGGUUCCAAACAUUGUCUCUGAAGUUCCUGGGGAGCAGAUGGUGGAGUUCAGCGUCACCCUCAUCGACCAGGAAUACACUCCAGAACUGAGUGAUCCUACAUCCCCUCAAUACCAGAAGCUAGCUGCCAAAUUUCAGCUUCAAAUGCAAAAGGUAUUUGAGAAACUUGCAGGUUUCAAGGAAAUUCGAGUGUUAGGAUUUAGACAGAAGAAGGAAAAAGAUGGCACGAGCAGUACUGUGGCACGGUAUGUUGUCAUCUUUGGAAAAGAUGAAGCAGAAGUCAAAAGGCCCGAGGAUGACAUCUCAACAAUCGGUUCUAAUAAAAUUGAAACUGAAAAAGAUCUUCUUAGUAAGGAAGGGGAAAUACCAGUGAUUAGGCCAAGAGUGACUGACCUUCAGCGGAUGGUUGCCAUAGCUCUGCAAGAAGACAAGUCACUAUCCAUGGACCUUGGAACGCUUCAGUUUGCCGAUGAAGUGAUUAAACCAUCUACUGAUGUAGAAAAUGAUAUCAAAUCACAGGUAACUGAAGCUACAGCUGAAGCUGGCUUGACUUCUGAAGCACCACUGGUUUAUCCAAGUCCCGUAGCAGCUACAGAAACGCUUAAUGAAAUUGAAGAUACAAAUCUUAUAAUAGACUACCCACUCCCCACAAUGCCGUACGAUGUGCUGGACAGUACUGGGAUACCUCCAAAGCCAGGGGAUCUUGAUUCACCUCCACCAGCAGAUCAAUCAGCCAGCAAUGAUUUAAGCAUAGGAUACUCUGAGCUGCCAACUGAAGUCACGUUUGCACUGUUUACUGCUGGCAUUUCUACCUUAAGUGAAGAUGAAAAGAUGAAAGGGGAGCUCUUCAGCACAGACUCACAGAUCUUCCCUGAGACAGAUAAAAAGAUUACAGUGGAACUGGAGUAUUCGGGUGAUGACAUUUCAGCCACACUGAGUACUAUGCCAUAUUUCAUUGAUUCUCUUAGUCUUCCUACCUCUCUUCCUGAAGAAGAUAUUUUGGUGCCCACAGACCAGAUUGUGUUAUUGCCAGAAGCAACUGCUGGUGGCCCCUCCAUUGUUAUUGACGAGUCUUUUGAAGCAACCACCUCUUCACGGGAAGCAACAGCUAUCCCAACUAUAUUUGAAUGGGGGGUGCAUGGUAUUGCCACUGACUCAGAUAUUAUUGACAUGAUGAGCCCAGGAACAAGUGGGGAAAUGGAGGAUGGCAGCGGCUAUUAUGUCUUGCCAGCAACCCCACCUGCAGAAACGACCCCAACGCCUCCACAGAAGUUUGUAACAACAACCUCCGUGACAACUGCAGCCAAAGGCAAGGAGCUAGUGGUGUUCUUUAGCUUGAGGGUAACCAACAUGCAUUUUUCUGAUGACCUCUUCAAUCGAAGUUCAGCAGAAUACAAAGCGCUUGAACAGCAAUUCAUGCAGCUGCUGCUUCCCUACCUCCAGUCCAACCUUACGGGAUUUAAGCAACUGGAAAUAUUGAACUUCCGCAAUGGAAGUGUGAUUGUCAACAGCAAAAUGAAGUUUGCCAAGUCCGUGCCAUACAACAUCACAGAGGCCAUCCACUGCGUACUGGAGGACUUUUGUGAUGCUGCUGCUCAGCGCCUUAAUCUUGAAAUCGACAGUUAUUCACUUGAUAUUGAGCCAGCUGACCAAGCGGACCCUUGCAAGUUCAUGGCGUGUGAUGAAUUCUCACACUGCAUAAAGAAUGAGAAGACAAAAGAGGCAGAUUGUCUUUGUAAACCUGGUUAUGUAAAAAAAGAUGGACAGCCAUGCCGUAGUAUGUGUGAGAUUGAGCCAAAUCUGUGUAUUAAUGGUGGAAAAUGUGAAUUAGUUCCAGGAAGAGGAGCAGUCUGUAGAUGCUCAGUACAUAGAAACAGAAGAGAGCAUUGUGCAAAAUACGUUCCAGCACCUACCCGAUCCAUCAUUUCCAAAGCUGUGAUACUUGGCUCAUUAUGCUUCAUUUUUCUUCUCAUCACUUUAAUAAUUAAGUUACGAAGAAGAUACAAAAGCAAGCUUAAUUUGGAAGAUUCUUCUCUCAGCCGAUGCAACACUGAGACCGCUGUAAGAAUUAAUCCUGGUUUUGAUCAUGAUGAACCCAUCAGUAGUUUUUGCCGUGGGCCACGUAGUGUAAGUGCUUGUGUUAGUUCAUCAGAAAGCAUUGAUCAAGAAACGUUACAAGAUCAUGAAAACCAAAGAACGCAUGGAGGUAAAAUGCAUGCAAAAAACUCCUCCGUCCUCUUACUAGAGUUGUAACAUUGUCCUUGUUAACAAUCAGUUUUGUAAUCAUCAGCCCUUUUGGCCAUCAGCAUUCCAGAGC